Molecule: messenger RNA, 1442 nt
Organism: Arabidopsis lyrata subsp. lyrata
Lineage: Eukaryota; Viridiplantae; Streptophyta; Magnoliopsida; Brassicales; Brassicaceae
Product: transcription factor bHLH34
Exons: 5
Coding region: 212-1198 (328 amino acids)
Biological process (GO): intracellular iron ion homeostasis; regulation of DNA-templated transcription
Molecular function (GO): protein dimerization activity; DNA-binding transcription factor activity
Source: RefSeq, a predicted model, not a curated record
GUUAAAUUCGAUGUGUUUUUUUUUUCGAGAAUAACAUUCCAAAAUUCCCUCAAAUCUUUAAUAUAUUUUCCAAUAACAAAAGAUUUUUCCAGUUUUAUAUAUAUCAAUCUCUAACACAACAGUAUAUCUCCUCAAAUUUUCUAAGGGAUACAUUUUUUUUUUUGUAUUUUGUGAGUACCCUUUUGAUACAUUCAUUGUUGUUAUUCUUCUGAUGUAUCAAUCAAUUGACGACGAUGAUGAUCUUCUCGCUGCUCUUUGUUUUGAUCAAAGCAAUGGAGUAGUAGAUCCUUAUGCAUAUAUUCAGACAAAUGAGGAUAACAUCUUUCAGGAUUUUGGGUCCUGUGGUUUGAAUCUGCAGCCACAACAAGAACAAAGUUGUAACAUUGGAGCACAAUUUGAUUCUUUUAGUGGAAAUCUUGAACAAGUUUGUAGCUUUAGAGGGGAAAACAAUGGAGUUGUUUAUAGUAGUAGUAUUGGAUCAGCACAAUUGGAUUGGGCUGCAUCGUUUAGUGGAGUUUUGCAGCAAGAGACUCAUCAAGUCUGUGGCUUUAGAGGACAAAACGACGAUUCUGCAGCAAAUCAUUUGCAGCAGGAACAAGGACAAGUGUGUAACGGUGUAGUGGAAAUCAAUUCUUCCUCGUCGGUUGGAGGUGUUAAGGAAGAGUUAGAACAUGUUGAGGAUGAAUGUUCGCGAAAGAGGGGACGAAAUGGAUCAUGUAACAAGCCAGGAACCAAAGCCUGUCGCGAGAAACUGAGAAGGGAAAAGCUAAAUGACAAGUUCAUGGACUUGAGCUCUGUUUUGGAGCCUGGCAGGACUCCAAAGACGGAUAAAUCAGCUAUACUCAAUGAUGCUAUUCGGGUUGUGAAUCAGCUUAGAGGUGAAGCUCAUGAGCUUAAAGAAACCAACCAGAAGCUUCUGGAAGAGAUCAAGAAUCUAAAGGCGGAGAAAAACGAGUUACGGGAGGAAAAGCUGGUGUUGAAGGCGGAUAAGGAGAAGAUGGUGCAACAGUUGAAAUCUAUGGCGUUUCCAUCACCGGGUUUCAUGCCCUCACAGCAUCCAGUAGCUUUCCAUCCCAAUAAUAUGCCGGUUUAUUCGGGUUACGGUUACUAUCCUCCAAACAUGCCAAUGUGGUCACCCUUACCUCCUGCUGACCGUGAUACGUCUCGUGAUCACAAAAACCUUCCUCCUGUUGCUUAAUCUUCUUUCUGUUGAUUCAUCAAUGAUCAUAACUAUCAAUCGCUUAGGAAUUUUUGUUCCUUCAGAUGAUUCUUUAUCAGUAGUUUUACAGUAACCAUUGGGAGAUUAGAGAAUUUUUUGAUUUGAAUAAAAUGUCUGAGAAACUUUAAUCCAAUGUAAAGGAGGUGGGAAUAGAUCAUUCGAAAAUGUAUUACAUCAAAUGUAGGUGAAAGCAGUGUUCUAAAAUACGCCCUAGGCGGCUGUA